AUGAAGCGAGGUGCCUUGGCCAGCGGAUUGGUCACUGAUGAUUCUUUCAUCCCAGUCAACGGCUGCGCCAGACAUGCCUGGAUGAGGACAUAUGACGAUGUGCUUAUGCAACUUGCUACUCUCUAUUUUACCGGCACUCUUUCUUAUUUCCACCUUCUCUGGAUCCGCGGAGAAUCCGUCCUGGACUGGAGGCCUUUCUUCUUUCCUUUCUCCCCUCUUACGGUGGUCUUUCAGCAUGUCUUCGCCAUGCUCACGAUAUUUUUCCACUACAUCAAAUCAAAGUUGAAGUCGGAGGAGCACCCCUUCAACAUUUAUCUCCCUCUACGCGUCCUUUUCGGUCGCGUACCAUCUACCCCAACCACUGAAUCCACGGAUAACUCUCUUUCGUCCCAAGAAAAGAAGACAUCCUCUCCACCAACAAGCACUCAACCAAACGAGUUCUCAACCAUCCUUGGUACUGCAAAGACACUUGGUCUCAUUCUCCAAUUCGCCAGUCUUAUCCUUCAGCUUUCCUACUGCGUUUUCGGCAUCAGGCUUUUCAUCCGGCGCCUCUCACGCAACCCCGACUCCCUCAUCAACGCCGACUACAUCGCCCUCCAACUCUCCAUAUCCGGCAUCCUCCUCGUCCUGCUCUCCCUCCCCCACACCCCCCUCACACCCCUCCGCCUCUUCACCGACCCGGUCCCACCCCUGCCCCCCACCUACCGCAAAACCACCCUCCACCACACCAUCCUCUUCUGCCGCGACAGCGCCUCGCCCACCCUCUACGCGCCCCGCUACGCCCCCUCACUCUUCACCUACCUCCAGCAAUUCCGCCAAAUCUUCUACUCGGAAGCCCUCUCGGCGCUCCUCAUCUUCACCGACUUCGGCACCGUGCCGCCCAUCCCGCUCCGUGCCGUCGUCGCCAACUACGACUCGUUCGGCGCCAUCCCGCUGCCAGCGCUGCGCGGCGGCUACUACUUCAGCGAGGUGGGCGGCCGCCUCGUCUUCGCCGUGUUCAUGCUGCACGCCGUCCGCUCGGCGCUGCGCGGGCGCCGGCUGUGGGAGAAGGAGGCGCUGGCGGCGCAGCAGGCGUUGCUGGAGCCGCCGACGGCCACGGGGUCCGGGUCGUCGCCGUCGUCGUCGUCGUCGGCUUCGGUUUCGGCUGCUGAGAGACAGGAUCAGGGCGUUGUGGCGGUGGUGUGGGGCUGGGUCAAGAGCUUCUUGGCUGACCCUCUGGCUUACACGCCGUCCGUCACGACGCUGUUUCCGUACUUGAUGGUGGCGGCGGGCGCGAUGACGGUGUGGAAUCGCGUGUGGCCGGAUAUGGAGGAGUGGGAGAUGUGGCCCGCCGAUGUGCCGUGUCCGCAGCAGUGGCGGGAUCCGUUGGUUGGGAAGUGGGAAGGGUGGUGGGAGUGGUGGUGGUUGGGGCAGAAUUUGAUGAGGGAUUGA
This is a messenger RNA of Lasiodiplodia theobromae, 1431 nucleotides long. Its product is annotated as Heterokaryon incompatibility protein. The record is from RefSeq and is a predicted model, not a curated record. Bases 1 to 1431 code for a protein of 476 amino acids. The transcript has a single exon. Lineage: Eukaryota; Fungi; Ascomycota; Dothideomycetes; Botryosphaeriales; Botryosphaeriaceae.